AUGAAUUACCGAGGCGCCGACGCAAAGCAGCACAACAAGAGCAAAAAUAAGUUCCCCCUUUUCUUUCUCAAAAACAAAUACUCUAGUGCGAAGCAGUGUCUUGGCCAAGGCAGCGGCCCCAUGAACCCGCAAGGUGCACAUAACACACAAGGGAGCCACUCCAACCAGGGUCCCCACCACGUAGGCGACAGCGUCUGCAGCGCCUUCCAGGGAAGUGCCUCCAGCAACGCAGCUACUCAUAACAGCAACGCAGCUACUCACAACGGCAACCCGGGUAGUCACAACAGCGCCAGUAUGUAUUACAAGAGACGAAGCAACUUUAGCGGAGCGGGCAUGGUCCCGCCCAACAGCGCCAGCGGAGCGGAUCCCAAGAACAGCAGCGCCAUGAUGAGCUACAAUGAUGACAUGUAUCACUUCGAGAAGCAGAAGCUGCUCAACGGAGGGGCGGCCGGAACCUCUGGAGGAGUCGGCGCGUACCACAUGGAUGCCGCGCACGGGAACAGCACCGGUGGAAGCAUCAGCAAUAGUGGCGGCCAGGGAAGCGGUCACUCUGCUGGCGGUCACUCUGCUGGCGGUCACUCUGCUGGCGGUCACUCUGCUGGCGGUCACUCUGCUGGCGGCCACUCUGCUGGCGGCCAUCCUGGUAGUGCCCACCCUGCUAGCGGCCACCACGGCAAGUUCUACAGCAAAAACACAUACAGUUUCCACCCCAAGAAGGAGGGCAGGCAGAACUAUGAAAGCUACCUGAGCUGCAUGCACGAGGGAACCAACAGCAGCAGCCACGGAGGCAUAAGCCACGGGAACAGGAGCCACAAAAAUUAUAAUUAUGAUGGUAACAGGGAGAGUUACGUCAGCAUGGGUGGCCCCAAAAAUGUGAGUCGGUGCUACGACGUUGGGGACGGCGCCUCCUGCAUGAACAUGGCCGGGCAGAAGAAGGUGAAUUACUUCGACGCCGGCGUGGGGGGAGGUUACCAGCAUGCGGCGGCGCAUGGAGCGGCACAUGGAGCGGCGCAUGGAGCGGCGCAUGCAUCGGCACAUGGAGCGGCGCAUGCAUCGGCACAUGGAGCGGCGCAUGCAUCUACCCAUGCAUCUACCCAUACCGCUUCUUACGGCGCGAGCGAGCAGCUGAGGAGAGAGCCCCCCAGGGAAAAGAACGCCCUGCAGAACGCAGCCGUCAUGAGCGGCGAAAAGAAAGAACCCAUGCUGAUUAUGAUUAACGGGGAGAGAGCCACCAACAACGGCAGUGACCGUGUGGAGAAGGUGGGGAAGAAGGAGAGUCACGCGCAGGCGGACGACGACUACGUGGAGCGGCAGGAGGAGGAGCAGCAGCAGCAGCAGGAUGAUGAUGAAGAGGAGGAGGAGGAGGAAGAUGACGAAGAGGAAGAGGAAGAAGACGAAGAAGAAGAAGCGGACGGGGAGGAGGCAGAAGAGCAAGACGACGUCGACCUCUCCUUUGCGAAACGCUCCCACAAUGUUGGUACCCCUCGGGGAAGCAGCAACCACCGAGACGGCUACCAAAACGUUAAGGAGGUGGGCCAUACCAAAAAUGAUGCUCGAAAGGGGGGAAACCCACCCACUGAUGGGGCCAAUUUGAGUAACGCUGGGAGGGCAAGCAACCCACAAGAAGGAACCACCAAUGUAGUGGAGCCAAUGAACACCACCCAAGUAGUACCCCCACACACACACACACCCAGCAACCACCUGACCGGAGUCAGCAACAAACAUUUAGACUCCAUCUCGGGAAGCGCCUAUAACAUCGCCUACAUGUUCAUUUACCAGUACUACUACGUCCUGCACACGAAGAAGGCCAUGAUGCAUAAUUUUUACUCCGAGAAUGCCAUUCUGCUGGUCAGCUUCAACUGCCAGAGUGGGGGGACAAAGCAGGUGGGCCCAUCGGGCAACUCACCAGGCGACUCAUCCGGGUGCGCAUUGGGCAGCGCAUUGGGAAGCGCGUUUACCAGCGCGGUGAGGGGCAACCUGGGGGAGAGCGCCCCAAACGAGCAGAGCGACGCGGACAAGUUCUUCAACCUCAGCGAAAUGAACGUGCAAGGCAGCGAGCGAAGCGGAAACGUCAUCAAAAUGAAGAACAAGCAAAUUAUUGCGGACUACUACACCCAGCUGGGAAUUAGCGAGUGCACCGUGCACAUUAACUCUAUAGAGGUCAUUAACCUGCACGACGAAAUUUACCUGUACAUUCAGGGGAAAAUAAAAAAAAACAAAAGCACCAAUCUGUUUUACCACUUUUUGCAAAACAUACACCUGCACAAGUAUACCGUUUGCCAGUACUACGUGGAUGUGGAUUUCAUUCACUACUACUGCUUGGAUGUGGCGAAUCAGCAGCUCGAGGGUUCGCUUCAAAGUAGGGCAGACGGGAAGGCAGCCGCAGGGGGUAGUCAUCCCAUCGUAGAGGUGAAAGGAAAGGAAGAUGGCACGAAGAAGAAACCGAAAGUUAGCAAGUUGAAUGCUACCCUUGGGGGGAAGAUAACCCUUCCCAAAGGUGGUGAAGCAGCUACCGCUUCUACACCCGCUGCUACCACGCCGGGUAGUAGCCGCCUCAAAGGGGACCCAUACGGGAAAGCCGCCAGCGGAUUGAAAAAAGGAGCCGUAAAAAAGACAGAAGUGGUAGAACCCGUUUUGGCAUCCCCCCAGAGGAGUCUCACCAAGGAGGGUAAGGCAAAAGUGACCCCCAUUAAAGGAAUGCCCAGCGAAGGAAGCUACCUCCCCCUUGGAGAAGCCAAAUGUGGAAGUACCACCAAGCAGUCAGUGCUCACCCCCUCGGGUGUUAGUAAGCCUACUGAGAGGAAGUCCCACAUGGCGAAGUACGCACAAGUGCAUUCCCCCCACGGGGAGGAAGAAGACGACGAAGAGGAAGAGGAGGAGGAAGAAGGAGACUACCUCGACCUGGGUGAGGAAGAUUACCUGGAGGAGGACGACGAGGAGGAAGAGGAUGAGGCCGACCUGGACGUUUUGGAAGCGAAGCACCCAUCGCGCCAAUCACUGCAUGACGUGGAAGCGUUGGGGGAUUACCUCGACGACGCGUACGAAGCCGAGGUGGAGACGGAGGCGGAUGCGGAGGCGGCCCAACUGAGCAGGGCAAACAAAGGGUCCCCCGCGAAGAGGGACGAAGCGGCGUUGCUCAAAAGAGCGCAGGGUAGCGGCAAGCCGGUAAAGAAGGGCACAGGGCAGCUCGAUGCGGAACCUAUAGGAACGAAUGUCGCAUUGAAGAAAAACAGCAAACUGAAGAGCGAAGAUGAGACUGUAGGGGCAAAGAAGAGCAGUGCAAAUGUCGUUGGGAAGGUGGCAGCGGAGGGGGGCUCCCCAAUACGGGCAACGAAUGAAGGCGCGGCCGCAAAGCAGCAGGCGGCCUCCCCAGAUGGCGGCAAAAAGGAACAACGGGCUAAAGAAAAGGGUAGCGCCGGUAGGGAGGCGGAGGAGAAGGCGGAGAAAAUGGAGAAGGGGGCCAACGUGACCACCGCGGCGACGGAGGCGAAGAAGGCCAAGAAGAGCAAAAGCGACGGAAGCAGCAACGCCUGGAAGGUAGACAGCGAGGAGAAGUGCCCCAAGAUGGAGACCAUCCUCCAGGAGGAGAAAACGCUCAGCGAAAAUGCGAAGAAAAAGAAAAAGGAGAAGGAGAAGGAGAAGGAGAAGAGCAGCAAAGUAGACCCCAACAGCUGGGUCUUCCGAGUGAUGCGCAAUAGCAAAGUGGCCACCCAGGGGGAGAAGCCCAAUCAGGGAGUGAAACCCACACAGGGGGAGAAACCAACUGAGGGGGAGAAACCAACUGGGGAGGGCGAAACCGACUUGGAGACCCAAGAAGAGGAAGAACACGAGAUCAGCGCAAACGACAAAAAAAUAAUCAUUCACAAUAUACAUAAAACCAUGGAUAAGAAAAAAAUAAACGAUUGCAUAAUCGAUCGGUUGAAGAAUUAUAAUGAUGGGCAUGCUGUGCAAAUUGACAUCUAUCAGCGGUCAGCCAAGAAGCUCUUUCCCAACUCCUUCAACCCCGUUAGCUACGAGAAGGGGAAAGCGGCAGAGAAUUACUCGUAUGCCAUCGCCGAGCUGGACUGCCGGCAGAGCCAGAAGCUGCUCCUAGACCUGGGCCUCUACUGCAACGGCAUAAAAUUGAGCAUUGAGACGUUUAAGGAGAAAAGGAAGACGCCCGAGGCUGCCAAGAGGAGCGGCAGGAAGUUUAACGCUUUCGGGGGAAGCGGCUUCGGGGGAAGCGGCUUUGGCGGCAACGGCUUCGCAGGAAACGGCUUCGCAGGAAACGGCUUCGCAGGAAACAGCUUCGCAGGAAACAGCUUCGGCGACUACGGAGGCGGAGCCCCCCUGGACGCCUCCAAACCGAAGGACGACCGCUACAGGAACUCCUUCUUCCGGGGCUCCUCCGCCACGGUCACGACGGUCGGCGUGGCGCAGUUCCGGAGCAAGAGGAACAACAUUUUUGUUAAGUGA
Molecule: messenger RNA, 4455 nt
Organism: Plasmodium vivax (malaria parasite P. vivax)
Lineage: Eukaryota; Apicomplexa; Aconoidasida; Haemosporida; Plasmodiidae
Exons: 1
Coding region: 1-4455 (1484 amino acids)
Source: RefSeq, a predicted model, not a curated record